AUGUAUAAAAAGGUUUUCUUUAUAAUUUUUGCGGCAACACUGGCUAUGAGCGAUGGUGUUCAGCCCACGAACUACGAAAUAAGUCGAAACCAACUGGGCGGAGGCAACUAUGGAAACUACCCAUAUCCGACUGGACCUGGGUAUUAUCCGGGACAGGGACACUAUGGACAAGGGCAUUAUGGACAGGGUCAUCAUGGCCCACCGGGCCCACCUGGGGCGCACCCCGGAUGCCCCCUGUGUGACUCUUCAGUGUACAGCUACUGCUACCAGAAGCAGGCUCACGAUGCUUGCUGCUGCGGUUCUGUGUUCAACCCUUACUGUGGCAAGACUGACUGCAAGUUCCUGUACGCGAACUCCUGCGAGGAACACGACCUGAUCUCAAACUGCUGCUGCGUGGACCUCUACAAGAACAACCCUCAAGGCGCACCCAUUGUACCUGCUGUCGCCGUGUAA
Messenger RNA from Spodoptera littoralis (African cotton leafworm), 453 nucleotides. The record is from the annotation of a GenBank genome assembly. Lineage: Eukaryota; Metazoa; Arthropoda; Insecta; Lepidoptera; Noctuidae.